Molecule: messenger RNA, 1171 nt
Organism: Ziziphus jujuba (common jujube)
Lineage: Eukaryota; Viridiplantae; Streptophyta; Magnoliopsida; Rosales; Rhamnaceae
Exons: 10
Coding region: 196-897 (233 amino acids)
Source: RefSeq, a predicted model, not a curated record
GCCAACUUUUUCUCUUUCUGUUUUUUUUUUUUUGAAAAAAAGAAUAAACUCUCUCUUUCUGACUUUCCUUUCUAUCUCUUUUCUUACCAUCCUAACAUCCAUCUCAAAAAAAAAAAAAAAAAAAAAAAAAAAUCCAUCUUGUUGUGCUUUUCUGGGUAUCCCCAGAAAUCACAAGAUUAGCAAUAGUCUUAGGCAAUGCCGAACUGGGAGCUCAAGGGCUGUUGCAAGCAUGACCAAGUUGUUUUUCUUGCUACAAUUGGAGUCUUCACUGUUGUUAUCCUUGCGCUAUGGAGGACAGUACUACUUACACCAUUUAAGCUCAUCACAGUGUUCUUGCAUGAAGCAAGUCAUGCAAUCGCUUGCAAACUCACAUGUGGUCAGGUAGAAGGAAUCCAAGUACAUGCAAAUGAAGGAGGGGUCACACAAACACGUGGUGGUGUAUAUUGGGUGAUCUUGCCUGCAGGAUAUCUUGGUUCAUCGUUUUGGGGAAUGGCUUUGAUACUUGCAUCCACAAAUAUCCUAACUGCAAGAAUUGCUGCUGGUUGUUUAAUUGUUGCACUGAUUGUUGUGCUCUUUGUCGCUAAAAAUUGGACACUCCGUGGACUUUGUAUUGGUUUUAUUAUAUUCCUUGCUGUAGUUUGGAUUUUGCAAGAAAAGACUACUGUCCGUAUUCUUCGCUAUGUCAUUCUCUUUAUUGGUGUGAUGAACAGUUUGUUUUCAGUUUAUGAUAUCUAUGAUGAUUUAAUAUCUCGAAGGGUUAACUCCAGCGAUGCUGAGAAGUUUGCAGAAGUUUGCCCUUGCCCUUGUAAUGGGGUUGGAUGGGGAGUUGUAUGGGGAAUUAUAUCAUUUUCCUUUCUUUGUGGAUCAAUGUAUCUGGGACUUGUCAUCCUAUCUUGAGGAUCAGAGACUUUGGUUAAACUCUCCUCGGUAUUGCAAAGAUGUUGGCUGUUUAUUUUUCUGCUAAACUGUCUAGUUUCGAAAAUUUGUAGUAGGUGUCGAUCUGAUAUUGGUAGUGUUAUACCUUCAUUCUUUUACCCUUUCAUUUAGGGUUACAUCUAGUUUGUUAUUCUUCCUGUAUAGACAUUUUGCGUUGAUUUAAUUAGCUUUUGUUAGGGAUUGAACUGUGACAGGAACAACUGAUAUGUUUAAAUGAACUAAAAUAGUUUUUCCA